AUGGACAAGAUCAAAGGUGUCAUCACUGGCCAAAAGGCCGCCACUCCUGAAUCCACCACUUCCUCUAAGUCCUUCACCCUCCUCCGUAAGUCUGUUGAUGAGUUGAGCAAAACAAGAAAGGUAGGGACUUUUAAGCAGUACAUUGUGGGCCGAAGCAAUGAAGUGACAUUUGCCGAUGCCUUUGAGAAGCUGGAGGCCAUUAUUAGGUAUCUUGGAGGUUUUGAUCCUACUGGAGAGAAUCUGCAAACUACUCAUAAGCAAGAAGCAGCAAAGCAUUGUAAUUGCACAAUAGUUGAUGUUGAGAAUUCCUUGGCAAAAUUUACAUGGGCUAAAGAAGCUCAAAAGAAAAUCGAGAAGUUGAAAGGAGAGGGGAAGCCAAUGCCAAAGAGCAUGGCUGAGGAUGCUUUACACAUCGACAUUCUUGAAAGAGUUCAAAAUUUUGUUUCAAAAUCUAGAGAUAGCCGCACACCAUAA
Molecule: messenger RNA, 474 nt
Organism: Ilex paraguariensis (yerba mate)
Lineage: Eukaryota; Viridiplantae; Streptophyta; Magnoliopsida; Aquifoliales; Aquifoliaceae
Source: the annotation of a GenBank genome assembly